AUGCCUCGCUACCUCUUGGCUGCCGCCGGCCUGGCCUCCGUGGCCAUGGCCAUCCCCGUCACCACCUUCAAGACCGUCACGACGACCAUCGAGGUCACUGAGACUGCCACGCCAAUGGCUACCGUCGUGGAGCGCCCUGAGAUUGCCUCGGCGUUGGUGUCCAAGACCCACAUCGUCGACAACGUCUCCAAGUUCAGGAAGUACCAGGUUCCGAGGAACAACAUGGUCUCUGCGAUCAUGGAGCCCGUCAAGACUGCUGCGCCGACGGACGUCGACGAGACCAACGACGAGGAUGACGAGACCGACGACGAGGAUGACGGGAGCGUCGUCGAUCUCCUGCACAACAAGACUAUGAUGCUGGACUUGGCAAACCGCAUGCCGAAUUCCACUCAAAAGGAGUUGUUCUUGGACAGCCUGAUGAAUUCCACUGUCUUCACCAACGAGACUGCCUCGCCCGAGGAUGCUGAGACCGUCGACGAGGGCGAUGAGACCGACGAGGAGGACGAUAAGGCUGAUGAGGAGAACGAUGAGGCUGACGAGGAGGAUGACCAGAGCUUCAUCGAUCUCAUGCACAACAAGACAAUGUGGCUGAACAUGGUGAACAACAUGACGAAUUCCACUCAAAAGGAUUUGUUCUUGAACAGCCUGAUGAAUUCCACUGUCUUCAACAACGAGACUACCUCGCCAUCGCCAUCGCUAUCCGACGAAAUUGUGUUCGUUCUCGCCAACAAGUUCGUGGCCAACGAGGCCCAGUCCCACGGCAUCACUGUCAACGAGUCCGACUGGAGAGUGAAGCGCCAACUCGUGUACGACUCUCACAACCUGACGGAUGCCCAGGCCAAACCAACCUUCGACAAGCUGACCGUGAUGCUCGAGGACUACACCAAGCUCCGCGAGACUGAAGUAGCCAUGUACGAGGCGUACGCCAAGCUGGCUGACACGGCUGAGCUCGAAGAGGGCCACGGCUUCGGGAACCAGAAUCCAGACCCUCUCCUGAGCACCGCUGAGGGCCGCCAGCUCAGGAUCAAGCUUGCCGACCAGCGGGUGGAGAUGUCCAAGUUGAUCGCGAAGCUGCAGCGUGGUGCGGGUGUCGAGGAGGCGGAGAUUCAGAAGAUGAUGGAGGACGUGAUGGAGUCGAAUGAGUUCUACUUGGGCAAGAAUGAGGAGCAGGUCAAGCACGAUCUUGAGGAGCUCGAGAAGCAGCAGACUCAGGAGCAGAUCGAGGCUCUCCCAGAAGGUGACUGGGAGUGA
Messenger RNA from Zasmidium cellare ATCC 36951, 1251 nucleotides. RefSeq lists its product as uncharacterized. The record is from RefSeq and is a predicted model, not a curated record. Bases 1 to 1251 code for a protein of 416 amino acids. Lineage: Eukaryota; Fungi; Ascomycota; Dothideomycetes; Mycosphaerellales; Mycosphaerellaceae. The transcript has 4 exons.